Messenger RNA from Penicillium digitatum Pd1, 117 nucleotides. NCBI's taxonomy places the organism in Eukaryota, Fungi, Ascomycota, Eurotiomycetes, Eurotiales, Aspergillaceae. The record is from RefSeq and is a predicted model, not a curated record.
AUGGUAGCUUCCAGCAAGAAGGAAGCACUGUAUGUCUGUCGGGGAGGUGUGCAAGAAGCCAAAUCUCUGCUUUGCUGCGUGAAAAUAUGUCUCAGCCAAAUCGAGAUUGGCGUCUGA